UUCGCACGACCUGAAAUAUUACCAUCAGCAGAUGGAAGCAUUGAGCAACAUUUUGGGUUGAAUUUGGCAUCCAGUCGGUGAACCAUCUGUGCGUCUUGUUGCCGCCUUCGUGUACAAAACACAAAGCAUUAUGGGUCUUGUAGUCUAGCACCAGCCCUAAUACAACGCAUGCAUAUGUGAAUGGAACUACAUUAUCCAUAAAACAGAAACGACAAAAUCACUUCGUCUGGAUUAUCUCACAAACCGAGUUCCCAAUCUGAGGAAUGACAAUCGAACAAGAGGAAAUCAUGGAGUUAUACGUUAAAUCAUGGGGAAUAAAUUUAUAAGAUUGAAUCUGAACUUUUAUAUUAAGAAUAGUGCAUCUAAUAAACUGCAUGCACUUCAGAUUGAUGAGCAACUUCAUGGUUGAGAAUGAGGAAGUAACGGGCUCGGUCCGUUAUCGCCUGUAUUAGACUGUGCCGGAUGAUGGCAAACAUGUCCGGGGAGGAGUACGGGUGUCCCGAGGCGCAGCUGGUCACGGAGGCCGGGCCCAACUGGCUCCGCGCGGAGAUCGAGCGCCUGACGCGGGAGCUGAGCGAGACGAGCCGGGAGAAGAUCCAGGCGGCGGAGUACGGGCUCGUGGUGCUGGAGGAGAACCAGCAGCUGAAACAACGCUUUGAUGAUCUGGAGAAUGAAUAUGAGACCGUCAGACAAGAACUGAAUCAGCUCAGAGAGGUGAGACGAAAUGAUACAAUAAUGUUACAAUGCUGCGACUUACGUUCUAAAUGUUUGAGUUUGCGAGCAGCGGCGCACAAGAGGAAAAGUGUACCAGUCUCCACCCAUUCUCACUCUUUUUGUGUGCUUUCAUUGUUCUUCAGCAUUUGCAUAUGUACAAGCCAUAACCUUAGUCUUUGGUUGGUUUCUCCUAAAUCUCUUCCAAAGGUGGAGUUUGAGGGACUUAAGCAUGAGAAUAGACGCUUGGAAGAGGAAGUGCAGUACUUGAACAGCCAGCUAGAGGAUGCUGUUCGGUUACGAGAAAUAGCUGAGCGUCAGCUAACGGAGGCUCUAGAAACCGUAAAGACCGAGCGGGAGCAGAAAGCAGCUCUUCGAAAAGAAUUGACACAUCACAUGACCCUGGGAGACUCGCUCCUUGCCAGCUCAUUGGAUGGGCUCAAACUGAGUGCAGAUGAACCAAAUAACGACGAUGCCAUUCUGAUGUUUGAAAACGGAUUUGCUAAAGUCAGCGACGCUAACGAUGAAGAUAACAGAUUGUCUUCACCCAAAAGAGAUGGAAACUUCCGUCCCGCACCAAGUCUGGUGGAUGACUUGUUGACAGAGCUGAACAUCUCAGAAAUCCAGAAACUCAAGCAACAGCUCUUACAGGUGGACCGGGAGAAGGUAGCUCUUCUCACCACUUUACAGGACUCUCAGAAGCAGCUAGAGCAUGCUCGAGGAACAUUAGCCGAACAGCAGGAAGCUAUGAUGAGACUUAGCGAUGAUUUGGGUGUAAUGAGGAGACUACAGGCAGGCAAGGAGCGGCAGUCGGCCUUGGACAGUGAGCGAGAGCGGGACAGUCGAGAGGACAAUGAUGUGGACUAUUAUGAGCUGGAUAUCAAUGGGCCAGAGAUUCUUCGCUGCAAGUAUGAGGUAGCCAUAGCAGAGGCAGGUGAACUGCGAGAGGAGCUUAAGACACUAAAAUCAGAGCAUGAUGCGAUGAAGGCCGAGUAUGAAGAGGUACGGGCACGACUGGAGGGACAGGUGCGUGACCUCAGCAUUCAAGUGUCUCAGCUGGAGAGCAGCAGUCGCACAGACAGAGAUCAAGUCACUCGGUUGGAAAAGGAGCUAAAGGAAGUGAGUGCAGUUGCGGGCGAGACAGAAGGCAGUCUCAGCGUUGCCCAGGAUGAGCUUGUUGCCUUUAGUGAAGAGCUUGCAAACCUCUACCACCAUGUCUGCAUGUGCAACAAUGAAACCCCGAAUCGUGUCAUGCUUGAUUUUUACAAAGAGGGUAAAGGAAACAAGACCGAUGGUAAAGAUCGUCAGUCUACGUUGACCCAAACCAGUGGCAGCACAGCCGAGGCACCCAGGUCAACCUCCACCGCUGCUGACAGCUCAACUUCUGGGACAUCAGUCAGAGAAGAUCCACGUCCUGAACCAAUGGACAUCUACAACCAAGUAGCAAUAAUUCGGGAUCAGAUACGCCACUUGCAGAAGGCGGUGGACCGUACCACAGAACUAUCCAGGCAAAGAAUUGCUUCUCUAGAGUUGGCCGCCGUGGCGGAUAAAGACCAAGCUGCUUGCAUGGAGGAGAUUUUGAAGCUCAAGUCCCUGCUGAGCACUAAGCGAGAACAGAUUGCCACGCUGAGGACUGUGCUCAAGGCCAACAAACAGACAGCUGAGGUUGCCCUGGCAAACUUAAAGAGCAAAUAUGAGAAUGAAAAGGUCAUGGUCACCGAAACUAUGAUGAAGUUGAGGAAUGAGCUGAAGGCUCUUAAAGAAGAUGCCGCCACUUUCUCCUCUCUCAGGGCAAUGUUUGCCACCAGGUGUGAUGAGUAUGUAACUCAAUUGGACGACAUGCAGAGGCAGCUGGCUGCAGCAGAAGAUGAGAAGAAGACUCUGAACUCCCUCCUGCGUAUGGCCAUCCAGCAGAAACUGGCCCUCACUCAGCGACUGGAGGAUCUGGAGUUUGACCACGAGCAAUCCCGAAGAGGAUCCGGUGCUGGGCCUGGAGGCUGUGGGAAGACUUCAUCUAGCCGUGGCAGAGGACCCUUGUCGUUUUCCAGCCCCCAUGUAAGUCCUAGACUUCCCUGUAAGAACCGACCACAACCACACGGCCUCAUUGGAAGUCCUGCGGUUUUCUGCAGUGAGAAGUAUAAAAUUCUGUGUGACACUGGAUCCGAUUAACACCUGUGUGUAAUUGUCACUCAUCAGCAUCCUCAUGCUAACUAACAAUCCUUUUACUGUAUGUGUGCUUGGGACAAAACAAUGCUAGCAUGUCACUGUUUGUGCUAACAGUUGAUGGCUUCAUUAAUACUUGUCUAAAGGUCGGGGCCUAGUCCUUCUCCUGUAGAUCUAUCUGGAGAGAUUGGAUGGGUUGGUAAUGCUAUCUACUAGGGUUAUCACAAUCACUACAUUUUUUUUUUGUAAUAGGCAGACUCCAUUAUUUUGGUACCGAAAUGAAUCUCUUUAGUUUCGACAUUCGGCACUCUUGACAUUUGUACUACCUGCUGUUUUUUUGUUUUUUUAAAGAAAGCAGUCUGGCGCCGACAUAUAGCGAUGUUGCGCUCGGGGCGUCCCGAGUUCGAGUCCCGGCUCGCAGGCCUGAUCCCAUCCCCUCUUUCCCGAUCCCAUCUCUCUCCCACUUCGCUUCCUG
Molecule: messenger RNA, 3349 nt
Organism: Sinocyclocheilus rhinocerous
Lineage: Eukaryota; Metazoa; Chordata; Actinopteri; Cypriniformes; Cyprinidae
Product: protein bicaudal D homolog 2-like
Exons: 6
Coding region: 463-2880 (805 amino acids)
Biological process (GO): microtubule anchoring at microtubule organizing center; regulation of microtubule cytoskeleton organization; protein localization to organelle
Cellular component (GO): Golgi apparatus; cytosol
Molecular function (GO): cytoskeletal adaptor activity; dynein complex binding; dynactin binding
Source: RefSeq, a predicted model, not a curated record